Cylicocyclus nassatus is the source of this 1645-nucleotide messenger RNA. Lineage: Eukaryota; Metazoa; Nematoda; Chromadorea; Rhabditida; Strongylidae. The record is from the annotation of a GenBank genome assembly.
AAAAGUUUAGCUAGAAACCUUUUUCAGUUCGGGAAUGACAGAUGAUGUUGGUCCAUCCACUGCUCAGUUUUUUACAACCCAUACACCUUCAGAUCAUCCCAAAGACGCUGAUCCUGUUGAUAAGGAGAUCGCAAGUUUAGUAAAAGAUUUCAGUGACGAUGAGUUGCGGAAGUUCUUCAGUUUAGAGGAUACAAUUCAAUGGAUAAUUACAAACUCGUAUAGGCGGGUUGCUCUUCAACUGCCAGAUCAAUGCUUGUCGCGAGCUUGUCGCAUCGCAAAGUUGAUAGAAUCUCACACGAACGCCAAAACAUUCGUACUGGCAGACACUUCGUACCGAAGUUGUUGUGUCGAUGAAGUUGCUGCCGCUCAUGCUUCUUGCGAUGCUAUAGUCCAUUAUGGAGAUGCCUGUUUAAGUGCUCUUACAGAAAAGAUACCUGUCAAAUUCGUUUUUGGAAGUUUCCCUGUGGAUAUAACGGCAUUUGAAGGUGUCAUGCCAUAUCUGAGCUGCACCAAAGACAGGCCUGUUCUUCUGCUUACCGAUGCCUGCUACUCCGAUAGCAUGGCCGCACUCGAAGAGGCUGUUGAGCGUUGCCUUCCCUCAACGCAGAUAUAUCGAGCUGCUGUUGUCGAUCCUACCCAGGAGAUCGCCCAUGAUGUUCUAAAUAAUACACUUUCCUUUGGUCGUAUCAUGCCUCGAGAAUUGUGUGAGGCUUCAUCUGUAUUUUUGUGUUUUGUUGGGGGUACAACUAGUCCAUUACUGUCGUUAUGGUUGAUGACGUAUCCUCAAUGUGAAUCUGUGAUAGUUUUUGAUCCACAGACUUCCGCGAUCCAGCAACAGUCGUCACAUUCUUUGCGACAACUGCGCAAACGUUUGUUUCUCAUAGAAAAACUGCGCGAUGCGCAUACUGUCGGACUGGUCGUGGGAACCGUUGGAGUGCGUGGACAUAUCGAAGCAGUACAAAGGGUGCGAAAGCUGUGCAAAGCUGCUGGUAAACGGCUAUACGUCAUCUCAGUCGGAAAGAUCAACGUUCCAAAAUUAUCAAAUUUUGCCGAAAUAGAUGCCUUCAUACUGUUGUCAUGCCCGUUUGGAAUCAUUCUCGACUCUUCGGAUUACUUCCGUCCUAUUCUGUCAAUGUUUGAAGCUGAAAUGGCGUUGAAUCCGUCGAAGUCGUGGAGCGGCUAUGAUAAAUGGAGCGCCGACUUCACUUCCUUCACAAACGAUGAGGUCGGUUGCCUUGAUGGUGAUCACACGGAUGUGAGCUUGGUGACCGGUAGGAUACGAGCAGGACCAGCCGCAGAUUCAGAAGCCAAAAACUCGGGGGAGAUACUUCCCUAUGAGAAAGGCGACUAUUUCAAAUCUCGUACGUGGCGCGGGUUAGACGCGGAUGUACGAUUGGAUGAGUCUACGAAAGUGGAAGAGGGAAGAACAGGAACGGCCCUGAGCUACGAUACAGAGCCGCCUACGCUAAAGGAGUGAACUAAGUGAUUGUGAGCUUCUUGCGGUCCUUGGUUCAGAUGUAUAGGAAAUUUUUGCAAAAUAAUUUUGUAGUAUGCAUGUCCUAAGUAUCUAUCAGCUUUUAUACGAAUGUUGACAGUUGUUGUUACUCGUUGUUGUUAUGACUGUCUAUAUAAAGAUGCAAUCUAU